Molecule: messenger RNA, 1958 nt
Organism: Brienomyrus brachyistius
Lineage: Eukaryota; Metazoa; Chordata; Actinopteri; Osteoglossiformes; Mormyridae
Product: T-cell leukemia homeobox protein 3-like
Exons: 3
Coding region: 483-1355 (290 amino acids)
Biological process (GO): animal organ development; regulation of transcription by RNA polymerase II
Cellular component (GO): nucleus
Molecular function (GO): DNA-binding transcription factor activity, RNA polymerase II-specific; RNA polymerase II cis-regulatory region sequence-specific DNA binding
Source: RefSeq, a predicted model, not a curated record
CAACCUCUAUUAAUAUUCAUGGUAGGAGCUUGUAAAGCUAUUGGAUAUAAAGAGAUUAUGCUUCAAAUACUGUCGACUUUCGGUGGACUGAAGUAAUUGAUACAAACAAUCAGGAAAAGUGACUUUCAGCGUCACUUAGCAAUAAUAUUUCGAACUGGUAUCAUUUAAUAGACCUAACAUUAUAGUCCACUUUUUAUCGCUGGCACAUAAACCAGUUUAUCAAUGCUGGCAUUGUUUUUUGACAAGGAAACAUGAAAAAAUCCUUUCUGUGUCUGUGUUUUGUGACUGUGGCAUAUUUUCGACGGAUUAUGCAGGCAACGUAUUUUCCAAGUUGCAUUUUCCUGGUUAUUAAAACCUCAGCAUAAAACUAACAGUUAAAGGUUACUACGCAUAUUUCCGUGUAAACAUUAUAGAUUUUUUUCGUAUCGGUUGUAUUUUGUGGGGAUUUCAACAGACCCAAGUAAGUAAAUGUUCAGCCAACUAUGGAGCAAUCUGGAAUUGAAGAAUUCAAUCAGAUCCAACAGCACCAGCCGAUACGCUUUGGAAUUGAUCAGAUUCUGAAUAAUACGGAUCAAGUCAGCAUGCUGGCGAACCGGACCAACGAGCAGGAUUACCAGCUGGCUUCCGAUGUGUAUGGCAAUGGCUACAGCGAUGUGUAUAACCCUGUAUGUUCCUCAUACAAUGCAAGCAUGAAGAUUAACUUAAGUAUGCACAUGAAAGUCAAUGUAAAGGCAGGGACCGCAGGCGGGGUGAUCCGCGUCCCGGCCCAUAGACCUGUGCCGCAAACGCCUAGUCCCCCUGUCGCUACCCAUCACACUGGUAUCGCACCUGGGAUAGCGGGCGUGGGAAACGCUGAUUGUUUUGCGUUCCCCUGGAUGGAAAACAGCAGAAGAUUUGCAAAAGACAGACUCACUGCAGCCCUAUCAGCAUUUGCCGUGACCAGACGAAUUGGUCACCCCUACCAGAACCGGACACCCCCGAAAAGGAAGAAACCCCGCACUUCCUUUAGCCGCCUGCAGAUCUGCGAGCUGGAGAAACGCUUCCACAGACAGAAGUACCUGGCAUCGGCUGAGCGCGCCAGCUUCGCCAAGGCUCUGAAGAUGACUGACGCCCAGGUCAAGACCUGGUUCCAGAACAGGAGGACGAAAUGGAGGAGGCAGAGUGCAGAGGAACAGGAGGCAGGAAGACAAAAAGCCAAUCGCCUGAUUAUGCAGCUCCAGCAUGAGGCUUUCCAGAAGAGCCUGGCUCAGCCCAUGCAGCAAGACCCCCCAUGCCUGCACAACACCUCCCUCUAUGCCCUGCAGAAGCUGCAGCCCUGGGGGGAGGACAGCAAGGUGGCCUCUGGGUCUCGAUAAAUGCUCUCUGUCGCUGAUAAAAAAAACAGCCAUGAACACAGUUCUUUGGUACAAAAUCUGCAAAGUUACAGAUAUCAAAGAUUUUAAACUAGUAAUCUGUGUUACCUGUUUGCUUUAUGCUCAAAAGAGUACAAUAAAUACAUUUUUGUACAUAUUUGCAUAGAAUCUCAGCAGACAGAUUGCUGUAAUGUUUAUAUGAGAUUAAUAGCUAAGUACCAAAAAUUUAAGUUCAGUUUUUCAAGGGUCCUGUUCUUCUGCACAGAUUUCAGUCACAAGCAGAACACGAUUCUCUCACCAGAAGAUGGGUGAUAUAAGUGUCACUCAUAUACUGCCUUUAUUCACUUUUCUAACGGCAUCUCUCCAUAUUCUCUCCGCUUGCAUGAAUUUCAAGUUGAAUAUGAACAGGAGUUUUUCACUGUUAUCAAAGUCGUCAAAGCACGCCGCCAUUUAUCAGACACACGAUCUCACGUCACAUGUGAUUAAAACUGGCUUCGAAAGGCUACGUUUUAUACAAUUGUAACACUAUUUGCCUUAUAAGGUGAAGAAAUGAAAAUGAGAACUUCUGGCGCUUGUGGUUUAACCCUAAAGUACUUAAAUUAAACG